This is a messenger RNA of Branchiostoma belcheri (Belcher's lancelet), 2113 nucleotides long. Its product is annotated as BTB/POZ domain-containing protein 17-like. The record is from RefSeq and is a predicted model, not a curated record. Bases 221 to 1510 code for a protein of 429 amino acids. The transcript is spliced from 8 exons. Gene Ontology annotation, molecular function: protein binding. NCBI's taxonomy places the organism in Eukaryota, Metazoa, Chordata, Leptocardii, Amphioxiformes, Branchiostomatidae.
GUGUAUACCCAGGGUAUGACAACCACUUCCGUGUUGACAGAACCCCGGUCACGAUACGUGUUAUAAGAUUUCCUUCUGUUUAAGGAUAAUAUUAGAUCGCAGCAGUCCUGGAGAGGCAACAGUCGUUUAGGAACCGCUAGUUUUUCCUCUGCUUGGCAGAGAAAAUCGCUGGAAACCCGCUGAGACGUCAACAAUACCUGUUUGGGUCAGGUACACAGAGAUGACGGCAAAGAACAGCCCAGAAGCGAUCGUCGGCGACCUCAGGGACUUCUCGCGCAGCUUCUCGGCGCUCUUCAACAACCCGGAGAUGAGUGACGUGGUGCUGGUGGUGGGCGAGCAGCGUUUCCACGCGCACAAGCUGAUCCUGACGUCCCAGAGCGACGUGUUCCGCACCAUGCUGACCAGCAGCCUGUGGGACGUGGCGCGGCAGCCCGAGGUCCAGCUCCACGAGAGCGCCGAGUGCGAGAGGGUCUUCCAGAACUUCCUGCGCUUCUUCUACCAGGGCCAGGUGAACUGUACCCUGGAGACCGCCAUGCCGCUGCUCCUGCUGGCAGACAAGUACAACGUCAACGCCCUGAAGGUGGCGUGCGAUAACUUCAUGACAACACAGCUGGGUCGGGGAGAGUUCGCGCCGGCGCUGCAGUGGCUGCCGUACUCCAUCGCGUUCCGCCUGGAGAGCCUGCGGGUGAAGUGCGUGGACAUCAUCGUGCCCAACAUGUCCCUGGUGCUGAACUCCAACACGUGGCUGCAGCUGCCUCUGGACUGCAUCGUCCACAUCCUGCAGAGUUCCCGUCUGGCCGUGGAGAACGAGUACAUGAUAUUUGAAGCCGUGAUGAAGUGGGUGCAGCAAGAAGCCAGAAGACACCAGAUGCAGGACCUGCUGUCCUCCAUCGUGCCUGAGGUCAGGUUCUCCCAGAUGACGGCGGGUCACCUGUGGCUGGUGGAGCAGAUCUGUGUCAGGUACGGCAGUAACGGGAAGCUGAUGGCAGGACUGCAGGAGGCACACAGGUACAGGUCACUGGUCGCCUUCGCCGAGGAGGAGGGACGAGACAAACUGGAGCUCAGCCAGAGUUUCUCAGACAGAAGGUUUUUCCCCCGGGAGUACACGGCCAGUAGUGGUGAGGCAUGGGCGUGGCUGGACUGGAGUUUGCCGUGUCCCGGAGCACCAGACUACGCAGCCCUGAACCCUACACAGCCAGCAGGUUACAGGAAGCAGAAGUUCAUGUCCAACUCACACCUGACCAGGGUGGGACAGUGGCAGGUCACGUUCAUCGCACAGCGAGACGGGAGUCUCUCCGCAUCCAUGUACUGUACACAGAACAGGACCAUACGACCCACCCUAAUGAGGUUCGUCGUUUGCGACAAACAAGGCGAGCCUAGUUACAUCAUCCACAAGGUGAGCGCGGUGGACGUGACGGUGGCAAACGUGGUGAGCGGGGAGAAAGCGCGGGAAAUCGUCAAUGAGGAGGGCAAACUCAGGAUAGGCGUAUUUGUCAGGGACCUGGAGUAAAGACAAGGCACACUGUUAAUAAACCGUCUUAUGAAACGGAUAACAUCAUUAACAAUGUUAAAGCAAUGCCUUCAGUGCCUUUAUACUGAUUUGCAAUUGGAAGUGAACUGAGGUUAGUUAUAUGCCUCAGACUAUCAUUUGAAAUUUGUAUUAAUUCUACAACACAAAUCUUGUCGGUACGAUAGUGUUCUAGCCCUACUCUUCGCAACAUUUGCUUUUGUCGAUCGCGUAGUGAAUGUGUACUGGACUACCUGUAUUAGGAGGCAAACUUUCAGACCAUGACUUUGUAACAUUUUCAAUGGCACAUUUACCGUAUCUGCUGAUGUCAUAGUUUACACUGAAAUAUCCAAAGAUUUACUACCUGUUCUGGUCACAAUUAUUCAAUGGGACUUGAAUGGCCAUGGAAAAAAAUGUUUCUGACUUCAGUCCUGUAAAAUAAAUGGGUAGGGAUUACUUUUCCUUCACCCUAGGAUGUUAGAAUAAGAGAUUAUUGAAAUAAGAGUACUAGUAGCAACAUGUCACACAUCGUCAUUAUUUUGUAUUAAUUGUCCUUAUGCAAUCUUUCAGGCAAGAAUUUGCAAUAAACUUAUUUAUUAAUCAAAA